Merops nubicus (carmine bee-eater) is the source of this 1399-nucleotide messenger RNA. RefSeq names its product transmembrane protein 63C (gene TMEM63C). The annotation marks the transcript as partial. The transcript is spliced from 11 exons. NCBI's taxonomy places the organism in Eukaryota, Metazoa, Chordata, Aves, Coraciiformes, Meropidae. The record is from RefSeq and is a predicted model, not a curated record. Gene Ontology annotation, molecular function: calcium-activated cation channel activity. Gene Ontology annotation, cellular component: plasma membrane.
GAUCUUGAAAGACUACAGCCGCGUCCACUGCCGCAAGCACCCCCAGCAGUCCUCUGUCACCACCGUUGUCAAGUCACACCACUGGGGCGUUCGCUAUGCCCCUGCGCCCAGCGAUAUUAUCUGGGAGAAUUUAUCAGUCCGUGGUACGUCCUGGUGGGUGCGAUUCAUCUUCCUUAAUAUCUGCCUCUUCGUCCUUCUCUUCUUCCUCACCACACCAGCCAUCAUCGUUAACACUAUGGACAUGUUCAACGUCACACACCCUGUGGAGAGCCUCAAGAACCCCAUCAUCACCCAGUUCUUCCCCACGCUGCUGCUCUGGGCCUUCUCUGUCUUCCUACCCUUCCUCGUCUACUACUCGGCGUUCUUCGAGUCACACUGGACGAGGUCGAGUGAAAAUCAGCUCACCAUGCACAAGUGCUUCUUCUUCUUGGUGUUCAUGGUCAUCAUCCUGCCCUCACUGGGGCUGAGCAGCCUGGACCUUUUUUUCCGCUGGCUCUUUGACACCCACUUUCUGGACGAGGCCAAUAUCAAGUUCCAGUGCGUUUUCCUCCCGGACAACGGCGCCUUCUUCGUCAACUACGUGGUCACCUCCAGCCUGAUCGGGACAGCCAUGGAGCUGCUGCGCAUCCCCGGCCUCCUGGUCUACACUGCCCGUCUCUGCUUUGCCAAGUCCGAGCCCGAGCGGCUCCACGUCAAGCGGAGCCAAGCCUACCAGUUCCAGUUUGGACUGGAGUAUGCCUGGACCUGCUGCAUCUUCUCUGUCGUCAUGACCUACAGCAUCACCUGCCCCAUCAUCGUCCCCUUUGGGUUGCUCUACAUGCUGCUCAAGCACAUGGUUGACCGAUACAACAUUUACUAUGUGUACAUCCCCACCAAGCUGAACCAGCGCCUCCACGUUGCCGCCAUCAGCCAGGUCGUGGUGGCCCCCAUCCUCUGCAUGUUCUGGCUGCUCUUCUUCUCCGUCCUGCGCCUUGGUCCCACCCGCCCUGUCACGCUCUUCACCUUCGUGGUCCUCCUCUCCUGCAUCAUCUUCUCUGUCUUUGGCCUCUGCCUGAAGAAGCUGCAGCCACAGAAAGCCUCCAGCUACCAGAUGUCUGACCAGUCUGAGGGCACCUUCAACGAUGUGGAGCGGAGCAGCGUUUCCUCUACCCCCAACUCCAGUCUCUUCGUGGCCACAGUCCUGCAGGAGCCCGAGCUGAGCCUGACGCCAGCGGCCUCCCCAGCGCACCAGUCCUACGGCACCAUGGGCAACCACCUGGAGCCGGCGGAGGACGGAGAGGACGGGGGGCUGCAGAGCUUCGAGACAGAGCUGGAGACAGUGGAGGGAGAGUACAGGAGCGGCCCUGUGCUGGAGAGCCAGGCCCGCUACUGGCCACAGUCCUGCAGGAGCCCGAGCUGA